AUGAUGAAGAGACCGAUCCCGAGUUGGCCUUGGUGGUUAUUUGGUAAUAGAAAAGAGAAAGAAACCGAAGCUAUUAAGUUCCCUAGAAAGAUAGGUACAGGAAGAGUUAAUAAGAGAAAGGAGCUUGAGCUUGAGAGCUUUGGUUCGUCUGGCUCAGAAUCUGUAUCCCUUGUUGUAGCUAGUGAUGGACCUGAAUGGUCUGUUGGAUGGACUGAGCCACAUGGACCUGAUUUCCAAAGCGAUGAUGAAGGAGACGAUGGUGGCUUCUUAGUGCUUGUUCCUUGUUACAGAGCUGUAGUUGAAGGCUCUAGUAAUAACCAGCUCUUGUCUGCUGUCAAGAAUCUACCCAAUGGUUUGUCUCCUGAUGGGAAGAACUAUAUGGAGCAAUGGCUUUCAUCUCUGCAGAACCUUUGA
Molecule: messenger RNA, 414 nt
Organism: Arabis nemorensis
Lineage: Eukaryota; Viridiplantae; Streptophyta; Magnoliopsida; Brassicales; Brassicaceae
Source: the annotation of a GenBank genome assembly